This is a messenger RNA of Salarias fasciatus (jewelled blenny), 1462 nucleotides long. RefSeq names its product actin related protein 2/3 complex, subunit 2 (gene arpc2). The transcript has 10 exons. Gene Ontology annotation, cellular component: actin cytoskeleton; Arp2/3 protein complex. NCBI's taxonomy places the organism in Eukaryota, Metazoa, Chordata, Actinopteri, Blenniiformes, Blenniidae. Gene Ontology annotation, biological process: Arp2/3 complex-mediated actin nucleation; actin filament polymerization. Bases 148 to 1047 code for a protein of 299 amino acids. Gene Ontology annotation, molecular function: structural constituent of cytoskeleton; actin filament binding. The record is from RefSeq and is a predicted model, not a curated record.
ACGCGGAAGGGCCGGGCGGAAGGAGCUUCGCCGGAAGCGAAGGGAGGAACAAUUUUUUUAUUGAAGAUUUUGUCCCAAAGAGGUUAAAUCUCACCAAAAGAGCCCAACCCAGACCCCCCCUUUUCCUCGACACCGGCGUCCGCCACGAUGAUCCUGCUAGAAAUCAAUAACCGCAUCAUAGAGGAGACGCUGUCGUUGAAGUUUGACGGCGCAUCCAACGGAACCAAACCAGAGGCUGUCGAUGUGACGUUUGCAGACUUCGAUGGCGUCCUGUAUCACAUCUCCAACCCCAACGGGGACAAGACCAAAGUGAUGGUCAGCAUCUCCCUCAAGUUCUACAAGGAGCUGCAGGAGCAUGGAGCUGACGAGCUACUCAAGAGAGUCUAUGGGAAUUUCCUGGUUUCACCAGAACCCGGUUACAACGUGUCCCUGCUGUACGACCUGGACUCGCUGCCCGCCAACAAGGACGAGGUGAUCCACCAAGCCGGGAUGCUGAAGAGGAACUGCUUCGCGUCGGUGUUCGAGAAGUACUUCAAGUUCCAGGAGGAGGGCAAAGAGGGCGAGAAGAGGGCCGUGGUGCACUACAGGGACGACGAGUCCAUGUAUGUGGAGGCCAAGAAGGACAGAGUGACGGUCGUGUUCAGCACGGUGUUCAAAGACGACGACGACGUGAUCAUCGGGAAGGUCUUCAUGCAGGAGUUCAAAGAGGGCCGGAGGGCCAGCCACACGGCCCCCCAGGUGCUGUUCAGCCACAGGGAGCCUCCUCUGGAGCUGAAGGACACGGACGCCGCCGUGGGGGACAACAUCGGAUACAUCACCUUCGUCCUGUUCCCUCGUCACACCAACGCCAAUGCCAGAGACAACACCAUCAACCUCAUCCACACCUUCAGGGACUACCUGCACUACCACAUAAAGUGCUCCAAGGCCUACAUUCACACACGCAUGAGGGCCAAGACAUCGGACUUCCUCAAGGUGCUGAACCGCGCUCGGCCCGACGCCGAGAAGAAGGAGAUGAAAACCAUCUCUGGGAAAACCUUCUCCCGUUGAGCCUUGCCAUCCCCUCCCCCCCCCCCCCCCCCCCGAAUGAUUCAAGCCCCCCCCCCUCCUCCAUGCCCCGACCCCGUGGACACGCCCAAACGCACCCACAUCAAGACCCGGACCGGACCGGACAGGACUCCAGCCCUCGGCCCUGCCUCCCAAACACGUGUCCACACUUUGUUUUUUUUUUUUUUUUUGUUGUUUCGGGAUGAAUAAUAAUAAUAAGCGUCGUCCAAGGAAAGCCGCGGCUCACUGUCAGUGGGGGGGAAAAGAAAAAAAAAAAAAGGCCAUUCCUUGCUUUGCAUAGUUAGAGAGAAUUAUUAGCCCGAUAUAAAUAUAUAUAUGGAAAAAAAAAAAAACAGUUUUUGAUACGAUAUCUUUUACUCCAUUUGGUACUCUUGCUUGCCCCUCAGCAUACAGAAUC